AUGGAGAAACACAUGCAUUUAUGGAGGGGUGUUGACAAGUUGUCAUAUACCUUUGGGGACAAACCAAAUGGCAUUAUCUGUAGAUUGGUUACCAUCAAAGAUCAUAUUUUUGUAGCAACUACCUCUAACAGUUUAUAUUACGGUGAGGUAGCAUUUUUGGAAAACAGCCCUCCAACAUUGGUCUUCAAAAGAGCUCAGUUCGAAGUGGUUGACAUAGCAUCCAAUUCUGAUUAUUUAUUUAUCAUAGAUAAUAAUGGACAGGUACUGAAAGUAAAUCCUCAAGAUAUGAGUAUAGUAAAUACUAUAAUUCUAAAAGAAGAAGUUAAAUGCUGUAGGCAUGGAUACAGACAAGAGAACGAAGUAGUUAAAGUUAAAUCGAUAGCUGUUAGCGAUCAAGCUGCACUGUUUGUAACAGAAAGUGGACAACUUUGGGCCAGUGGAAAUCAGUCACAAAUAGAUAUUAAUAGCACAGAGCCUAAAAAGGUCCGAUUUUUUGAAGGUAGAACCGUAUCUGCCGUUGCGUGUGGCUCUAAUUUUAACGUGGUCGCUGUUAGGAAAACAGCAAAGUCUAUGAAAGAUGACACAGACAGCGAGAAUGAAUUGGAAGAAGAAGUGUUUGUAAAUUCUUGUCCUCAGUGUCUUAACGCUGUAUCGCUGAGCCCUACGAGUUUAACUUCGUCGGAUACUUGCCCGAUCGGACUUCAUGCACAGCAAUUUAGCGAAGAUCGUUCAACAAAUUCCAUCAGUGCUCUAUCGAUCGCCAGCAAGGAACACGAUACUGUUUCACCGAUAGACGCUGUUAAAAAGGACGAACAUCCUGAGAUAAUUGAAAACGGAGAGUUGUGUUCUAAUAAUCCUGUGGACUCCGAGAAAGAAGAGAAGAAAAAUGUUAUUUUUAUAAACACAGAAGCAGCGAGACAAUUUUUAACCAGACAAUUAUCCUGGGUUUCGUCUUAUGGUAGCGUGAAAGAAGACAUACCCCUGGAGAACGUCGAGAAACCGACUAGAUUAAUUAAACAAAACGUAUCUAAUGUAGCUAAUUUAGUGUACGAAGGAGUGAAAAAUGUAGGUGGUAAAGUAGUUACGUUAUCGAGGCACAUGAGCGGAAGUUCCGAUAUAAAUGAAUUUAAAGACGACAUUAGCGAUCAUUUAGAAAGAUCAGGAGAAGAAUAUUUAAAACCAGCCGGUACUAGUUUAGCGCUAAGUUUACGAUGCGAGGAAUUUCCUUGGUCGUCGAGCACCGGUUCUUCGGAACACGAGCUGUCUCAGCAAGGUUUAAACGAAAGGAUUAACACGUUAACCCGUACCGGAAGUAAUAUCCUGUCCACCGAACUCUGGACAUGGGGCGACGUACAACACGGGCAAUUAGGAACUGGUGAUAUUAUCAAACGUUCUCGACCAGUAUUAGUAGCAAAACUUAGUAACAUUGGACUGAGAAAGAUUUCAUGCGGUGCAUUUCAUGUUCUUGCAUUGACGUUAGAUGGAAGAGUUUUUGCUUGGGGAAGAAAUAAUCAUAAACAGGUGACGUUAGAACCGAGCACCCAUCAAAGCGCGCCCCAAUUGUUCACUACAAAAUUAUCUUCAAACGAGAGAGCUAAAGAUAUGGCAGCUGGUAGCUUUCAUAGUUUGAUAAUGAUGCACCAUGGUCUAUACUUUAUCGGACAAUCUAGUAAGGCUGGAGAAAUGUUUCAACUUGACAUUGAAACGAAUAACGAAUGCAGUCCUAGGCAAAUUUUUAGUUCUGGGGAAUAUAGCUGUUGCGCUGUGAUAAACGAACCAGAGAUAAAUGUUUCGGAAGAUUUGGUAAGCGAUCAAAUCUUCUUGGAAGAGAUAUUGAUUGUUUAUCAAAAUUUAAUCAAACCAUUCCAAAAGAAAGGGGGUGCUAUGCAAGAAUCAAAUGUUUACGAGACGUUAUGUCGAUGUUAUACAGAGUUAUUAAGUUUCAGCGCACUGAACGUUAUCAGUUUAUGGGAUUAUUUUAAUCAUAUCGGCGAAGCGUACGAAGUAACGCUUGUCGCUAAUGCCGAGGAAUACGUUAAUGUGUACAGAUAUUACAUAAACGCGGUGUGUGAUGUCAUCUCUUUAAGCGGAUUCACGUAUAUUGCAAAAAUAAUUGAAGUGCCACAAAUAAUAGCAAAUUUAUUUAUGGAAAAAUUAAAAGUUAGUGAAGUUAAGAAAGUUAAUAAUGAAAUUGUUAUUACAAUGGCAUUACAGCAUCCGUUGCAUAAAUUAAAUAGAUAUAAAAACAUGAUUUUGAAUUUAAUUAAAUGCAACGGUACACGAAUGGGUGUAGAACGAUUGCAAGAAGCUUUAAUGAAAUGGGAACAAAUAUGCGACGAACAAGAAAAACGUCAGAAAGAAGCGGAGGCUACGAAAAUAUUUUGGGAGAAUUCGGGUAAAUUAGGAGAAUUAUUAAGGUCACCUGACAGGCGGCUUAUCAGAGAAUCCCGAACUCAUCCUUUAUCGAUACUUAAUUGUGGAAGAUUUUCCACGCAUUGGUUUGUUUUGUUAACAGACAUAUUUAUUCAUGUUACUGGUUCUUCUCAUACGGUACAUCCGCUUCAAACAAUAUGGGUCGAACCUUUACCUGAUUCUGAAACAGUACAAAACGCUAUAUCAAUAGUAGCACCAGAGGAUACGUUUGUGUUAUAUACCCCAACACCUUCUGAGCGCAACGAAUGGUUAUACGCUUUACAAAAUGCUAUAAAAUGUAGUCUGCAAAGGGUUAUUGGACAUGUACCUCCAAUAGUACGUUCUAGCUCAUUUUUUUUCACAAAGCACAGUGUUUUCAAAGAUGCAAAGUAUACUGGACGAUGGUUAAAUGGUAAGCCACAUGGUUCUGGAAAGUUAGAAUGGUCCGAUGGACGUACCUAUGUAGGACAAUUUCAUAAAGGUGUUAUCCAUGGUACUGGAAAAAUGGAAAUUCCAUCGCAGGGUGUGUAUGAAGGACAAUGGAAAGAUGGUCAACAGAAUGGAUAUGGAACUAUGAAAUAUAAUAAUGGAGAUUUUUAUGAAGGAUAUUUCAAAGAUGGAUUACCACACGGGCACGGUGUUAAAAAAGAGGGUCAUUUCAUGGCAUCCGUAGCAUCUGUAUAUAUUGGAGAAUGGGCGGCAGGUGUAAAGCAAGGAUAUGGCAUUAUGGAUGACAUAAUGACAGGUGAAAAAUAUUUGGGCUCAUGGAAUAACGGUAUGAAACAUGGCUGUGGUUUAAUUGUAACUUUAGAUGGCAUUUAUUAUGAAGGUGUUUUCAUGCAAGACGUUUUAACGGGCCAUGGAGUUAUGGUGUUCGAAGAUGGUACUCACUACGAAGGUGAAUUUAAAUCAGCCGGUAUUUUUUAUGGGAAAGGUACAUUAACGUUUAGAAGUGGCGAUAGAUUAGAGGGUAAUAUGAAUGGUGCAUGGAACGAGGGCAUAAAAGUAAUUGCAACGUUGCACAUGAAUAAAGCUAGUGGAAAUACGCAAACUGAUUCGAAACCAAUGUCGUUUGGUAAAUUAUGCGUAUCGCCGGAUCAGAAGUGGAAAGCAAUAUUUAGGCAAUGUUAUCAACAGCUUGGUGUACUUGAACCAGGUUCAAAAUUGACUAGUAAUAGUGAGAAAUCAGUAGAAACUCAACGUGUUUGGCAAAAUGUUGCCAGUAUAAUAACUAAAUCACGUCAAAAGUCUUCGCAGCAAAAGAAACUCAAAACAGUUACAUCGAUUUACAGAGAAAAAAAUAACGAAGCGGUCGAUGAACUGGAUAAAAUUCCUUGUUUCGGAAGGGACAAGCUUACCGUUCAAACUUAUAACGAAGUUCAUAAAUAUUUAGUGAAAGCUUUUGAAAGCCAACAUCAUCCGCUAGGUGCUCUUUUAACAGAAGUUGCCGCUGUAUAUACAGCUACCUAUGGUGGUGUGAGAGUUCAUCCCUUGUUACUUAGUCAUGCUGUAUCCGAACUUCACAGUAUUACCUCAAGAAUAUAUGAAAUAGUUAUUUUAUUGUUUCCGGCACUACCACGGGGUGGAAAAGAAUAUGUGUUGGAGAUAGAAAACAGUGAAGAAGGCCAAGUUAUAAGUGCUGCUGCAAUACUUUAUCCGAUACUGUUACCUCGAGUACAUUCAGCCCUUUUCGUGCUAUAUGCUUUACAUAAUAAAAAGGAAGACGAUGCCUAUUGGGAAAGAUUAAUGAAAUGGAAUAAACAACCGGACAUAACACUGAUGGCUUUUCUAGAUAUUGACCAGAAAUUUUGGAAAAAUGCGAAUGUACUAAAUUUAAAUGAAAAUGGAUUACCAUAUCAAAGCGAGCCGUACUUCAGUGAAGCGAUUGAAACUUUGCAACAGUUGAAAACUACAUUUUCCCCGUUAGAAAAAUUGUUAGUCGUUAGAAAUACGUUUGAACAAAUGACACAAGCAGUUCAAAAACAAUUGGGUCUUUCGUAUUUAUGGACGAUGGAUGAAUUGUUUCCAGUUUUUUGUUUCGUUGUCGUACGUGCUAGUGUACUACAAUUAGGUAGUGAAAUACAUUUUAUAGAAGACUUCAUGGAACCAUAUUUACAGAAUGGAGAACUAGGAAUUAUGUUUACUACUCUCAAGGCAUGUUACUAUCAAAUACUACAGGAGAAAAUUAACGCGGGUGACUGAAUGUAUAAUUAUUAUAAGUAGUAAAAGUACAUAUCAAACAGUUCUAUAAAAAUAUUAGUGUACAGUACUAAGCAUGGUAAGCUUCUCCAGAGAAGAUUUACAAUGUAUAUAUGUGUAUGUUUAAAUUAACAGGAUAUUAACUUAUUUCAUCAUUUUGAUAUUACUGUACUGUAUUAUCAAUAUGAUUUUCAGACCGAAAACGUAAACGCUUAUUUAUUUAUAUGAGUUGUUUAUACAACUGUUAUAAACUGAAUAUAGACAUUCUAUGAUAAUAAUUGCAUUUAAUAAAUAUUAACUGCAAAAUGAAUAACGUGUAAUAUAGUAUAGUAACAAUAUUGUGAUAUUGUGUGCAAUAUCAUGAAAUUAAAUGCCAUAUGAAUAGUUAUUGUUAGAAUUUUCUGUUGUUUAAAUGUCUCUUACAUGUACUAGAUAAACAAAAUUGUAUGUAAUGUUUAAUUAUUUUCAAUAUAUAAAAAUAUACCCAUAGGAAUUUCCUUUAAAAAAAUAAUAAAGAUACUGAUUAGGAAGGUAUAAGUACUGCUUCCUCUAUCAUGUAAUAUAAUGUAAAAUUGAAAGUAAAUUAUUAAUUAUA
Osmia lignaria (orchard mason bee) is the source of this 5206-nucleotide messenger RNA. It is a transcript of the gene Als2, whose product is annotated as Amyotrophic lateral sclerosis 2. Gene Ontology annotation, cellular component: intracellular membrane-bounded organelle; cytoplasm. The record is from RefSeq and is a predicted model, not a curated record. Lineage: Eukaryota; Metazoa; Arthropoda; Insecta; Hymenoptera; Megachilidae. Gene Ontology annotation, biological process: endosomal transport; regulation of GTPase activity. Gene Ontology annotation, molecular function: guanyl-nucleotide exchange factor activity; small GTPase binding.